Molecule: messenger RNA, 1068 nt
Organism: Talaromyces stipitatus ATCC 10500
Lineage: Eukaryota; Fungi; Ascomycota; Eurotiomycetes; Eurotiales; Trichocomaceae
Exons: 4
Coding region: 1-1068 (355 amino acids)
Molecular function (GO): ferric iron binding; oxidoreductase activity, acting on single donors with incorporation of molecular oxygen, incorporation of two atoms of oxygen
Source: RefSeq, a predicted model, not a curated record
AUGAAGGUAUACAGCUUCCUCGGUCUGUUCCUCUUGAGCAGUGCAGUCUCAGCUCAUCCCGGCGGCCAUGGCAACGAAAAAAGCCUGGAAGCCCGUAAGGAGCUCAUCUCGCGAGUGUCAAACCUCGACCACUGUCACGGAAGAAUGGCAGCAAGCGGGAUUCAAACCAAGGCCGUAGAACGUCGUUCUAAAUUGGCAUCCAAGUUAUCUAAGAGAGACCUUAGCUCAUUUACACGACGAGGCACUGACCCUGUGUUCGUGGAUCAUGAGGCGGACCUCAGUCUUACGGCGACCACGACAUUGGAAGAAAUUUUUGCUAGCAAUCACUGCGUUGUUCUCUUCCCCGAAGAGGAAGAAGGCUCUUACCAUCAUCAUUCAGAUAUGGAUGGCGAAUAUAUUCGUUCUAACAUAGCAGAAGACCAGGUAGGAAUACCUGUUACCCUGGACUUGCAGUUUAUCGAUGUGGAGACUUGCGAGCCAGUCCAGGGCGUUGCUAUAGAAAUCUGGAGUUGUAACUCAACCGGAGUCUACUCCGGGGUAGUUAUAGAAGGCAACGGCGAUGCCGAUCCAGCCAAUAUCAAUUCCACUUUCAUGCGUGGUGCACAGUUCACUGACAAAAUCGGUGCCGUUCAAUUUGAGACCAUCUUCCCCGGCCACUAUUAUCCUCGCGCUACCCAUGUCCACGUGUUCGUGCACCUCGAUGUCGAGAAGUUUCCUAACGGCACUAUCCGUGGAGAUACCGCCGCGCACGUCGGUCAGCUCUAUUUCGACCAAACUCUCAUUGCAGCUGUUGAGGCCACAUAUCCCUACACUACCAACACCCAACAAUUCACAUACAAUAAGGAUGACUGGCUUCUCGGCAUGGAUGCUGUCCGUGGCUGGCAGGCAGACCCCUUCCUGGAGUACGUCAGACUGGGGGAUAGCAUCGAGGAUGGCCUUCUGGCUUGGAUCAGCAUGGGGGUCAAUAUGAGUUUCACGCGAGACGUAUGGGCAGCUGCCACUCUCUACCCGACGGCGGGGUACAGGCACCCGGCGAAAAUUAUGAUGAUGGCGUGCCAAGCUUCUUGA